Oppiella nova is the source of this 750-nucleotide messenger RNA. NCBI's taxonomy places the organism in Eukaryota, Metazoa, Arthropoda, Arachnida, Sarcoptiformes, Oppiidae. The record is from the annotation of a GenBank genome assembly.
AUGUCUGCCCGGGAAUGGGAUCACAUGAAUGGGACGGUUGUGUCGGACGACGAGGAGUCGACAGAAGCGAUGCAAAUGAGAGCCAAUUUGGUGACCGACUCGACACUGGAGUCGACCCGACGUAUGGUAGCUCUAUGUGUGGAGUCGGAGGGGGUGGGCGUGAAAACGCUGGACCAGAUGUGGGCACAGGGAGACCAGUUGUCGCGCAUCGAGGGGGACAUGGAUCACAUGAACGCCGACAUGAGGGACACCGAGAAGACGUUGACGCAGAUGGAGAAGUGGUGCGGACUGUGUCUCUGUCCGUGCACUCAGCCCAAGAGGUUCAGCUCGGACUCGGGCACCUGGACUACGGUUAAGGAGAAGCGGGCGGUCGUGUCGGGUCAGCCACGGAUGGGUACGCCUGACGUUAACAGCGGUCGGAGCGACGCCGGGAGUGUCGACUCGAAGGGGUAUAUCAUUAAAGUGCUGAACGACGCCCGGGAGGAGGAAAUGGAGGGCAAUAUGGGUGAGGUGUCCAACCUGUUGGGUGCGCUCAGGAAUAUGGCACUGGAUAUGGGACAGGAGAUGGACGCACAGAACCAGCGGUUGGACACAAUCAACAGAAAAGCCGAGUCUAAUGAGGCGAGAGUACAGGCCAUCAACGAUAGGGCGUCCAAAUUGGCCAAAGACUCGGCGCCAUCAAUGCUGCCGUCCUUCCCAUCCCUACCACCCGGUGCGUCGCUUCUCAAAGGGAUGUCUGGUUUAAAAUGA